AUGUUGUGGUUGCUGUCAUUUUCAGUCUUUCCUUUCAGCAGGAAAGUGUCCAAGAAAGUAGAAUUAGGAUUCUCUAUUGAUUUUUCUCUCUUUUCAUUGUCUUCCACCCUUUCCUUGCUUUUCCUUCCUCCCCCCUCUCUCAUUCUCUUUUGUUUUACUUUCCUUUAUUUCUCUCACCAUCUUGCUUUGCACCCCCCCUUUGUCUCUCAUUCUCACUUGCUUUUUCUCCUGUUUGCCUCACCUUCUCUUACUUUACUGUCUCUCUUACACUACUUAUUUCUUUCUGUCUUACUCUCUCUUGCAUUCCCAACUUUUAUCUGCCUCACAUCUUGUUGCUUUCCUUCCAUAUCUUUUAAACUCCCUUUUGCUUACCAUUCAUGUCUCUUACUUUCCCUCUUGCUUUCUAUCCAUGUCUCUCACACUCUCUUGCUUCCCUUCCUUUAUUUCUCUCUUGUUUUAAUCCCUUUUGUCUCUCUAAUCCUUUCUUUCUUGCUUUCCUUCUUAUUUGUCACAACUUCAAUUGCAUUUUUGGCUUGCAAUACUCUUUCUUACUUUUCCUCCCAUUUUUUUCUCAACUACACUAGCUUUCUCUCUUUUUGUCUCUCUCACCUUCUUUUGCAUUAUCUUCCAUUUUCUCUCUCAUCCAUCUUUACUUUUCCUCUUUUAUUUCUCUCACUUUUUGAAAAUAGUAGAAAAUUCAGUCUCUUUUUCUAUUCAUUCCUGCCUGUGUCUCUCUCUUUUUUCAUUCCAGUCUAUGCCUUUUUCACUGUUCUUUCUGGUCUGUUUUUUUCUCUGUUCAUUGUGGUCUGUGUCUCUUUUCUCUGUCCAUUCCAGUUUAUGCCUUUUUCUCUUUUUUAUUCUAGUCUGUGUCUUUUUUUCUCUGUUUUUGGUCUGUUCUUUUUUCUGUUCAUUGUGGUCUGUGUCUUUUUCUCUGUUCAUUGUGGUCUGUGUCUUUUUCUCUGUUCAUUGUGGUCUGUGUCUUUUUCUCUGUUCAUUGUGGUCUGUGUCUCUUUUCUCUGUCCAUUCCAGUUUAUGCCUUUUUCUCUUUUUAUUCUAGUCUGUGUCUUUUUCUCUGUUCUCUCUGUUCUUUUCUCUGUUCAUUGUGGUUUCUUUUUCUGUUCAUUGUGGUCUGUGUCUUUUCUCUCUCAUUCUGGUCUGUGUCUCUUUCUCUGUCCAUUCCAGUUUAUGCUUUUUUUUCUAGUCUGUGUCUUUUUCUGUUCAUUGUGGUCUGUGUCUUUUUCUCUGUUCAUUGUGGUCUGUCUUUUCUCUGUUCAUUGUGGUCUGUGUCUCUUUUCUGUCUCAGUUUAUGCCUUUUUUCUUUUUUAUUCUAGUCUGUGUCUUUUCUCUGUUCAUGGUCUGUGUCUUUUUCUCUGUUCAUUGUGGUCUGUGUCUUUUUCUCUGUUCAUUGUGGUCUGUGUCUUUUUCUCUGUUCAUUGUGGUCUGUGUCUCUUUUCUCUGUCCAUUCCAGUUUAUGCCUUUUUCUCUUUUUAUUCUAGUCUGUGUCUUUUUCUCUGUUCAUUGUGGUCUGUGUCUUUUUCUCUGUUCAUUGUGGUCUGUGUCUUUUUCUCUGUUCAGUCUUCUGUGUCUUUUUCUCUGUUCAUUGUGAUCUGUGUCUUUUUCUCUGUUCAUUGUGGUCUGUGUCUUUUUCUCUGUUCAUUGUGGUCUGUGUCUUUUUCUCUGUUCAUUGUGGUCUGUGUCUCUUUUUUCUCUGUCCAUUCAGUUUAUGCCUUUUCUCUUUUUUAUUCUAGUCUGUGUCUUUUCUCUGUUCAUUGUGGUCUGUGUCCAGUCUGUUCAUUGUUGUCUUUUCUCUGUUCAUUGUGGUCUGUGUCUCUUUCUCUGUCCAUUCCAGUUUAUGCCUUUUUCUUUUUUAUUCUAGUCUGUGUCUUUUCUCUGUUCAUUCAUUCUGUGUCUUUUUCUCUGUUCAUUGUGGUCUGUCUUUUUUCUCUGUUCAUUGUGGUCUGUGUCUUUUUCUCUGUUCAUUGUGGUCUGUGUCUCUUUUCUCUGUCCAUUCCAGUUUAUGCCUUUUUCUCUUUUUAUUCCAGUCUGUGUCUCUUCUCUCUGUUCAUUCCUGUCUGGGUUUCAUUCCUAUCAAUCUGUCUCUGUCACAUUCUUACCAGUCUGUCUCUGUCUCAUUCUUACCAGUCUGUCUCUGUCUCAUUCCUACCAGUCUGUCUUUGUCUCAUUCCUACCAGUCUGUCUUUGUCUCAUUCCUACCAGUCUGUCUUUGUCUCAUUCCUACCGUCUGUCUCUGUCUCAUUCCUACCAGUCUGUCUCUGUCUCAUUCCCCGUCUGUCUCUGUCCUACCAGUCUGUCUCUGUCUCAUUCCUACCAGUCUGUCUCUGUCUCAUUCAGUCUGUCUCUGUCUCAUUCCUACCAGUCUGUCUCUGUCUCAUUCCUACCCGUCUGUCUCUGUCUCAUUCCUACCAGUCUGUCUCUGUCUCAUUCCUACCAGUCUGUCUCUGUCUCAUUCCUACCCGUCUGUCUUCUCAUUCUCAUUCUCUGUCUCAUUCCUACCAGUCUGUCUCUGUCUCAUUCCUACCAGUCUGUCUCUGUCUCAUUCCUACCCGUCUGUCUCUGUCUCAUUCCUACCAGUCUGUCUCUGUCUCAUUCCUACCAGUCUGUCUCUGUCUCAUUCCUACCAGUCUGUCUCUGUCUCAUUCCUACCAGUCUGUCUCUGUCUCAUUCCUACCAGUCUGUCUCUGUCUCAUUCCUACCCGUCUGUCUCUGUCUCAUUCCUACCCGUCUGUCUCUGUCUCAUUCCUACCAGUCUGUCUCUGUCUCAUUCCUACCCGUCUGUCUCUGUCUCAUUCCUACCCAUCUGUCUCUGUCUCAUUCCUACCCGUCUGUCUCUGUCUCAUUCCUACCCGUCUGUCUCUGUCUCAUUCCUACCAGUCUGUCUCUGUCUCAUUCCUACCAGUCUGUCUCUGUCUCAUUCCUACCCGUCUGUCUCUGUCUCAUUCCUACCAGUCUGUCUCUGUCUCAUUCCUACCAAUCACUUCCCUUUAUGCUUCUUAUCUCUCUCUCUCUCUCUUUACCACUUUACUUUUCAUCCCCUGCUUUCUCCUUCUUUCUCUACUUCUCUGUUUAUUACCCUAUCUUUCUCUGUUUCCUACGUCUCUCUUAGCCUCUUGA
Acanthosepion pharaonis is the source of this 3132-nucleotide messenger RNA. The record is from the annotation of a GenBank genome assembly. NCBI's taxonomy places the organism in Eukaryota, Metazoa, Mollusca, Cephalopoda, Sepiida, Sepiidae.